AUGGCAUCGUCAUUCCACGAUAACUACCCAAAUGGCAUCCGUAUCGCGGGGAAACCUUCACUUGCUGAUACUAGGCCUCAAGCCGGGACCGGAUUGUACACAAAUGGGACGAAAGGUGUUGAACAGCAGCUCCCGCGAAGGCUCUCGUUCAAUGGGUCCGAUAUGGAACUAUCUGACCUUAAAGGCGACAGUGUUAGAAGCGCUUCCGAGGAGAAGAACUCCAUCGACACAAAACAGACGUUGAUUAUGCUGGCCGCUGCAACUACGCUUGCAGUUGCCAUUAAGUAUCUGGUUUCGUCGUUCGAUUCAGAAUCAAUACGAACGAAUGCAUCCCGUGCCACUACAAUGGCUGGUAACAUGUGGCAAAAUAUGUUGGAACGCUUUUUACGACUAAAGCCACAGGAGUUGUUCUGGAGGACGGAGGAUCUAGUCCCGAAAGCUGAAAUGGUUGCCCGUUUGAUGUAUGCCUUAGUUUUCGGACUGUUGCUUUCGUCGUUUACCUGGUACAUUAUCUACCUUGAUAGUAACAUUCCGGGAGUGAAUCCUCCGACGCCAUUUUCCGCUUCCAAAAAACGAUAUCGAGGAGGACCUAGCACCCGGGAACGUCGAUUUCAUUUACCGUACGUAACAGCCCUACUAAGCGGGGUGAUAGGAUUCCUAAUCUUUCUGCUGGCUAGUGAAUAAUUGAACUCGUUCGAAUAGAAAGCGUGAUGAAAUACACUUCCAAAAGUGCCUCCAUGGUCUAAGAAAUGCUGCAACGGUGGAAUAUUUCGCUUUAACGGCUGCAUUCCAUACUGUAUCUAUCGCAUUAUGUUCAUCGUAUUUAUUUCAGUCUUAUUUACAGAAUAAUGUCAAUUAACUAUUAAGAACUAUAGCAAAACUAACGUAUCGUACAAUUGAGCGGCAUCGGGUCUCUUUUAGCUUCAUGUUGUAAAUAAUUAUUAUUUAGACUUUUAGCAUUUAAGACGAACUUAAUAUGUGAGGCAUUUUAAUGUUUAUUAGAGAGAAUUAAUUGCCAGCUAACAUUUCAUGAAUCCUUCUACUGCAAACAUUUGUUUGUAUUUGAAUUCUAUCACGACAAAAUUCAAUCUGUUCGGUAACAAAAUUACGCAUUAUGUUAUAUUCGGAAAUAUACUAAAUUAACAGCUUCGUCGUUUGAAUCCACGUGUUUCGCUAGCGUCGUACCUUUGAGCUGAAUGCACUGACUGUUUGUAGGCGAA
Messenger RNA from Anopheles nili, 1220 nucleotides. RefSeq lists its product as uncharacterized. The record is from RefSeq and is a predicted model, not a curated record. The transcript is spliced from 3 exons. NCBI's taxonomy places the organism in Eukaryota, Metazoa, Arthropoda, Insecta, Diptera, Culicidae. The coding region runs from base 1 to 684 and encodes 227 amino acids.